AUGAAGAAAAGUCCGGGUCUCUCUGACUACAUUUGGGGCUGGACCCUCCUUCUGAGCACAUUGACUGGAAGAAGCUAUGGACAACCCUCAUUACAAGAUGAACUUAAAGACAACACCACUGUCUUCACUAGGAUUUUGGACCGACUCCUAGAUGGUUAUGACAAUCGCCUGAGACCAGGAUUGGGAGAGCGUGUAACUGAAGUGAAGACUGACAUCUUCGUCACCAGUUUCGGACCCGUUUCAGACCAUGAUAUGGAAUAUACAAUAGAUGUAUUCUUCCGUCAAAGCUGGAAGGAUGAAAGGUUAAAAUUUAAAGGACCCAUGACGGUACUCCGGUUAAAUAACCUAAUGGCAAGUAAAAUCUGGACUCCGGAUACCUUUUUCCACAAUGGAAAGAAAUCAGUGGCACACAACAUGACCAUGCCCAACAAGCUCCUACGGAUCACGGAGGAUGGGACCUUGUUGUACACCAUGAGGCUGACGGUGAGAGCUGAAUGUCCAAUGCAUUUGGAGGAUUUCCCUAUGGAUGCCCAUGCCUGCCCACUAAAAUUUGGGAGCUAUGCUUACACGAGAGCGGAAGUUGUUUAUGAGUGGACCAGAGAGCCAGCACGCUCAGUGGUUGUAGCAGAAGAUGGGUCACGCCUAAACCAGUACGAUCUUCUUGGACAAACAGUAGACUCUGGAAUUGUUCAGUCUAGCACAGGAGAAUAUGUUGUUAUGACCACUCAUUUCCACCUGAAGAGAAAGAUUGGCUAUUUUGUUAUUCAAACAUACCUGCCGUGCAUAAUGACGGUUAUUCUCUCCCAAGUCUCGUUCUGGCUCAACAGAGAGUCUGUACCAGCAAGGACUGUCUUUGGAGUAACAACUGUGCUCACCAUGACAACUUUGAGUAUCAGUGCCAGAAAUUCCCUCCCUAAGGUGGCUUAUGCAACUGCUAUGGAUUGGUUUAUUGCAGUGUGCUAUGCCUUUGUAUUCUCAGCUCUAAUUGAGUUUGCCACAGUAAACUAUUUCACCAAAAGAGGUUAUGCAUGGGAUGGCAAAAGUGUGGUUCCAGAAAAGCCAAAGAAAAUGAAGGAUCCUCUCAUUAAGAAAAACAACACUUAUGCUCCAACAGCAACCAGCUACACACCUAAUUUGGCCAGGGGUGACCCUGGUUUAGCCACCAUUGCUAAAAGUGCAACCAUAGAACCAAAAGAAGUCAAGACGGAAACAAAACCACCAGAACCGAAGAAAACCUUUAACAGUGUCAGCAAAAUUGACCGACUGUCAAGAAUAGCCUUCCCGCUGUUAUUCGGAAUCUUUAACUUGGUCUAUUGGGCUACAUAUUUAAACAGAGAGCCUCAGCUAAAAGCCCCUACCCCACAUCAAUAG
Mesoplodon densirostris (Blainville's beaked whale) is the source of this 1371-nucleotide messenger RNA. It is a transcript of the gene GABRA1, whose product is annotated as gamma-aminobutyric acid type A receptor subunit alpha1. The record is from RefSeq and is a predicted model, not a curated record. Lineage: Eukaryota; Metazoa; Chordata; Mammalia; Artiodactyla; Ziphiidae. The transcript is spliced from 9 exons. Bases 1 to 1371 code for a protein of 456 amino acids. Gene Ontology annotation, biological process: nervous system process; monoatomic ion transmembrane transport; synaptic transmission, GABAergic. Gene Ontology annotation, cellular component: synapse; neuron projection; dendrite membrane. Gene Ontology annotation, molecular function: inhibitory extracellular ligand-gated monoatomic ion channel activity; transmitter-gated monoatomic ion channel activity involved in regulation of postsynaptic membrane potential; benzodiazepine receptor activity.